CGUGUGGGCUGGGGUUUGAGUGUGAGUGCGUGCGAGUUGCGCGGCUGCGGCCGGGGGAGUGGUCGGGCCUGCCGGGUCGGAGCUACCCGCUGGCCGCCGUCGGCUGAGCCUGGGGACGGGUUGGAGCUUGUCUGCUUUUGCCGCCUUUCGCAAGGCCAAGGCUUCAUCUGCUUUCAUCUGUAACCCCAGCCAGGAAUUUUUCCUGCUACCUGCACCUUUCAGCAUUUGUGAGAGCUGCAAGGAUGGUGAAUGUUCUGAAGGGUGUUCUGAUUGAAUGUGACCCAGCAAUGAAGCAGUUUCUGCUCUACUUGGAUGAGUCAAAUGCUUUGGGAAAGAAGUUCAUCAUACAAGACCUGGAUGAAACUCAUGUCUUUGUAUUAGCCGAGUUGGUUAACUUCCUUCAAGAGAGAGUGGGCGAGUUAAUGGAUCAGAACUCUUUUCCUAUUACUCAGAAGUAAAAAGAUGAGAAGUGAGAUUGCUGCCAAUUUUUAAAUAGUGAAUUUCAAUAGGUUGAGUUGUUACUGUUUUAAUAGGCUGUGGUUAGUAAGUUCCACACUAUAGUGGCUACUCUAGAAAAUGGAUAAUUUUCAUAGACAAAAUACUCUUGAACUGAAUUUUAUUUCUCACUUUGAAAGAUUAUGGUAUCUUUAUUAAAAUCAAUAAAAUGAUAUGCUUAAGGACAUGCAAA
Messenger RNA from Numida meleagris (helmeted guineafowl), 688 nucleotides. RefSeq names its product general transcription factor IIH subunit 5 (gene GTF2H5). The record is from RefSeq and is a predicted model, not a curated record. NCBI's taxonomy places the organism in Eukaryota, Metazoa, Chordata, Aves, Galliformes, Numididae. The transcript has 3 exons. Gene Ontology annotation, biological process: transcription initiation at RNA polymerase II promoter; nucleotide-excision repair; nucleotide-excision repair, preincision complex assembly. Bases 243 to 458 code for a protein of 71 amino acids. Gene Ontology annotation, cellular component: transcription factor TFIIH core complex; transcription factor TFIIH holo complex.